This is a messenger RNA of Haliotis rubra (blacklip abalone), 973 nucleotides long. RefSeq names its product apolipoprotein(a)-like. The transcript is spliced from 3 exons. The record is from RefSeq and is a predicted model, not a curated record. Gene Ontology annotation, molecular function: endopeptidase activity; signaling receptor binding. Lineage: Eukaryota; Metazoa; Mollusca; Gastropoda; Lepetellida; Haliotidae. The coding region runs from base 1 to 651 and encodes 216 amino acids.
AUGAAAAGCCUGUUGACAACAAUACUCCUCGUGGGGCUGGUGACAGGGAGGGGUCAAAUCACGGGGACAUGCAGUCGAGAUGUUGACACCCCCGGGAUCCUGACUGGUAGCAGACUCGUGGGGUCAGUGUACCUCUUGCUUCAGACCCCUAACCUACAGGACUGUGUCAAGUCAUGUUUGCAGCAGUUUCGCUGCGUCAGCUUCAACUACAAGGCGGGACAGUGCGAACUCAACUACGACGACGCGACAACGGCUCCUUCUGGACUGGAAGCAUCCUCUGGUUGGAACCAUGCCAGCGGGUUGCACUUUCCAUCGCGACUUGCCGGUAUUUGUAGUUCCAAGCCGUGUGGCGAGAACGAAAUGUGCAGAGACAAGGGCGGUAGCUAUGAAUGUGAACCAGAGGAGUUAUGCUACACGAGUUCGACGCCCUAUCUCGGAACCCUGAACAUUACCAACACUGGCCGGACAUGUCAGAGAUGGGACACGGACACCCCUCACACUAGGUAUUAUUUCCCCAGGGGAAUGUCAGCCGGGGACCCCGCCCUAGUUAACGAGAGUAACUACUGUAGAAUGCCGGGGCACUCAGUACCGUGGUGCUAUACGAUGGACCCCAGCGUUCGCUGGGAGGAUUGUAGCGUCCCUUCAUGCUGAAUAAGUGAGUGAAUCUGGUUUCGCACCAUGUUUAGCUAUAUAUCAAUACAAUGCGCUUGACACAUUGUAACCAAACGGACAAUCAAACCGGGGUCUUUGGUGAAACGUACGGACGCUUUUAAAACCGGAGUAGAUACAGCGAUAACUCAGUUGAUCAGGUGACAUAUUCUUAAUUUUUUAUGCAGAUUAGGCUAUGAGCGGUUGUUACAGCAGUACAGUUUGUGUAAUCACUGAUGACAUUCGUUCAUGUUUUUCACCUCAAGGGCAUGACACAUGACGUCAUAAUGUGUAGUGAGUGAGUGAGUUUAGUUUUACGACGCAC